GCGACCGUUAGUCCUAGGGUUAAGUUCUCUCUGCCUGUGUUUAUCCUUAGCCGAUGUGAUUCCCAUUAGGGUGGUUCGCCCCAAAGCGCUCUGUUCACUCAAUAAUGUCGAUUCAUACGAUUGAAAGUAGCAAGAAAUCCGCAGCGGGAACGCUUAUUGCAAAAACUCCUUUUUCUAUUGAAGAUAUAUUGUGCCAGGGUAACAACAAUAAUAACAACAAUACUAUUCUGUGCAAUGAGAAAGGUGGUAAUGGUGCCGGUAUCGGAGGUGGGAACAGUGUGAAUACCAAAGUGCCAAAAUUUUCCGUAAGUGAUAAAUUAAGUUCGAUUGGAACGAAGACAGUUUUGAGUAAUGAUGGUGGAGGAAGACUGAUGAAAUCGGGAAGUAACGAACCAGUUCACGGAAUGGAUCCUUGUGGUGGAGAUGAUGAGUAUCAAAGGAUUAUACAGAGUCAAAGAUUCAAAAUAUCAGAUCGCCUUCCACCGUCGCAAAUGAAUGGAGGUGGACCACCCCCUACCUCUUUCAAUACCACAAAUCCUGGUAUAAUAUACCCAACGGCAGCUUACAGUGACCAUGGCUUCCUUCAAAUGACCUUAGGAUAUUUGACGCCCUCCUCAACAGGAUACAAAUCGGUUGAUCCAUACUUCCUAUCGCAAGGUCUUUUUGGCGGUAACCAUCUAUUUGCCAGUAAUGGAUGUCCUGUUCCGGAACUUGCACUUGGUAUUGGUAUGGGGGUGAGUGCAUUGCGUCAUUGUCGAAGAAGGAAAGCCAGAACAGUAUUUAGUGAUCCGCAAUUGACAGGAUUGGAAAAACGUUUUGAAGCGCAACGUUAUCUGUCGACCCCGGAACGUGUUGAAUUGGCAACAGCCUUGGGUUUGAGUGAAACACAAGUGAAAACGUGGUUUCAGAAUCGACGGAUGAAGCAUAAGAAACAGAUGCGACGGAGAGAUGCUAAUAAUGAGCCUGUCGACUUCUCCCGUAAUGAUCCUGGCAAAUCCAGUUCUAAUACAACUUCGUCAGCGGUGCCCACAAUAACGACAGCUAAUUCGAUUGCGACCUUAUCAUCGGAUUCAGAGAAGUCAUAUCAAAACUACUCAGGAUCAGGCCAACAUCGAGGACAUUCCUUCGAAUUGCUGAGAUCCCUUUCAACGGUUUCGGAUGAUUCAAUGAUUGCUGGAAAUCGGACGCAUUCCGUUAGUGAUCAUGAUAUGCUCAGCGACGAUAACUCGGAGGACGACGGAAGCGAGGUGGACAUCCUGGGUGACUCCAAAGAAUACAUGACAUAAUAUUAGCUGAGGCGAGAUGGAACCAGUUCUCCAUUUUAGGGGAGCUUCAUGUGCAAGGAAAACAAUAAUAAUAACUUUUUAGGCCAGUUUAGACUUAGUAGGUCCGAUCUGUUUCCAUCACUUGUGCAAGUUAUCUAUAGUUAGGCGAUUCUUCUAGAACUCUUCCAUUAGUACGUACUCGUAAUGCUGUAAUUAACAGUUUUAUUCUAGUUAUUAAUAUGUAGGAAGGAUAUUUGCAAAAUGAUUUCGGGUAUAUUGAUGAGAGAGAAAUGAAUUUUGAAUAUUUAUUUUGGUAGUUUUUAUCUUAUUUAACUCUGAAGCAAGUGGUGGAUUGUAUAUAAGAACAUUGUAUCUAAAGAUUUUGAGUAAUGCUAGUCAUCAAUAUGUAUUCACAUAGCUGAUAUAGUGAUACGUAACAAUGUAAAAUUAUUAACAAUUAUUCAGACGAGUUUAUUUUAAAUUUCAACGAAUUUGAAAAAUACGAUCUUAAACUUCAUACGUACUAAGAUAGUA
Hermetia illucens (black soldier fly) is the source of this 1799-nucleotide messenger RNA. Its product is annotated as brain-specific homeobox protein. The record is from RefSeq and is a predicted model, not a curated record. Bases 105 to 1286 code for a protein of 393 amino acids. NCBI's taxonomy places the organism in Eukaryota, Metazoa, Arthropoda, Insecta, Diptera, Stratiomyidae. Gene Ontology annotation, biological process: regulation of DNA-templated transcription. Gene Ontology annotation, molecular function: DNA-binding transcription factor activity, RNA polymerase II-specific; DNA binding. The transcript has 4 exons.